Molecule: messenger RNA, 2041 nt
Organism: Silurus meridionalis
Lineage: Eukaryota; Metazoa; Chordata; Actinopteri; Siluriformes; Siluridae
Product: target of Myb protein 1-like
Exons: 16
Coding region: 158-1651 (497 amino acids)
Biological process (GO): signal transduction
Cellular component (GO): membrane; endosome
Molecular function (GO): clathrin binding; ubiquitin binding; phosphatidylinositol binding
Source: RefSeq, a predicted model, not a curated record
GCUCGCGUUGUUCUGAGGCGUGCGUGCGCGCGCGCGGGCGUUUACUUACAGCACUGUUCAAUCCUGUAGCGAUAAACUGCGGAACCCACGUAGAAAAAAAAACCCAAUAUGCCAAACGCGUGUAUAUAAUUUUGUUUUGUGAUCUUUUAGAGUAAAAAUGGAUUUUCUCACCGGGAACCCGUUUUCCUCUCCGGUGGGCCAGCGUAUCCAGAAAGCUACUAAAGGCUCCCUAGAGGGCGAGGACUGGGGCAUGAACAUGGAAAUCUGUGACAUCAUAAACGAGACAGACGAUGGACCCAAAGUUGCGACGAGAGCCCUAAAAAAGAAAAUCGUGGGAAAUAAAAAUUUCAGAGAAGUCAUGCUGGCACUGACUGUUCUUGAGACUUGCGUGAAGAACUGCGGUCAUCGUUUUCACGUCCACGUGUGCACCCGUGACUUCGUCGAGGGAGUGCUGGUCCGAACCAUUCUCCCCAAAAACAAUCCCCCUAUGGUCUUACAUGAUCGAGUCUUAAGCCUCAUUCAGGCAUGGGCCGAUGCUUUCCGCAACGUUCCGUCACUGUCUGGUGUGGUGUGUGUUUAUGACGAUUUGAGGAAGAGAGGCCUGGAGUUUCCUAUGACUGAUUUGGAUGCUUUAUCACCCAUACACACCCCCAUCAGGAGCACUCCGGAAAACAAUACACCUGCCCCACCUGCUGCAGAACCCACAACACACACUCCUAAUGAGGCAGGGACUCACACUGCAGAUAUCCCCCAGACGAAUGGGACACCUGCACCGAUCUCACCUGAACAGAAACAGAAGCUAAGAGCAGAUUUGGACCUGGUGAAAGGAAACCUCAGUGUAAUGACCGAGAUGCUGAACCAGCUUAGACCAGGAGAGAGCUCACCUUCAGACACAGAGCUACUUCAGCAGUUGUCCUCCGUGUGUAAGGAUAUGCAGAAGCGAGUAGUCGAGCUCAUCCCUAGUCUGUGUGAUGAAGAGCUGAUUGGAGAAUUGCUCAUCAUCAACGAUGAUCUCAACAAUGCUUUCAUACGAUAUGAGAGGUUUGAAAGGCUGAGCACGGUCCAAAGACCACCAACAGAACAACAGGCGGCAGGAAAUCUUAUAGACCUUAGUACCGCUUUAGCACCAGUCAUUCCGAUGGUAAAUCCACCCGUCAAUGAGCCUGUGGCCCAGCCUACAUCUAAUCCCAUAACGAGUGCAGGAGAUGAUGAUGAAUUUGAUAUGUUUGCCCAGACGAGAGGAAGCUCACUGGCUGAGCAGAGAAAGAGUGUUCGAUACGAGGACCCUGGCGCAGUAGAGGGCUUAGCCGAAGCACUAGACACUCGGCUCCAGGUCACAGCAGGGCGUGAGUGUGUGAAGAAUGUGGCAAGUAACUGGAUUCUUCAAUCACAGUGGCUUUACAGUGAGGAACUGGUACCAGCACCACAGAAUGCUGUUAUGGAUGACAUUGAGAAGUGGUUAUCUGCAGAAACGUAUGAUGAUUAUGAUGAUGAAGGUGUUACCAGUGAAGAGUUUGACAAGUUUUUAGCGCAGAGAGCAAAAGCAGUGGAACACCUUCCUUCUGUAGAGAAAAACUCCUCAACCCCCGCCAACUCUCAACAAUCAGCACAGAAACAAGAGAGAGCUCAGGAUCAGCUCUUCACCCUCUAACGCAUUAAAGUCAGCGAAUGAAGUACGUAGAAGCAGGUAGCCAAAAAUGCACUGCUUAGAAGUAGCUCAUUUCACCUCACUGCUUUUUAGCCGUUUGUACAGAACUGCAGAACUGCAUUGUGGCCUUUCAUUUACCGCUAUAGUUUAUAGUUAAUUACUUAAUAACUGAUCAUUUUGUAAGAAAGCAUAAGCUUUCUUAAUUAAAAUAUCUUGUCUACUUACUGUAUUUUAAGCUGAAUGAACAGCAGUGUCUGUUGACAUGUCGAGAUUUAUUUUAUCAAGCAAAUGAAUUUAUUGUGAUUUGUAGAUUUCCAAAAUCUUGUACACUAUAUUCUGCAAUAGCCUGAUUAUUGCACUAGAGAUUAAAAUUCUGUGUGCUUAUGUAAAGAA